AUGAGCGGUCCCGUAGCGCCGGCGCAACAACCACCACCACCACCACCACCACCACAUACCGCGACAGAGACGAUAGAACCGAAUCACACCACCACCACCACCACCCGCAACGACAGAGCCAGCCGCGACUCGGGCAUCGACAACAGCGAGCUCACCCCGGCGACGACGGCCGGCACCCCGUCGCGCGACAUGGGGUCCUCCAACAGCCGGGACUGGAAGGAGCUCAAGGACGAGGCCGCGGAGCCCGCCGCCGCCGACCGCCCCUCCUCGCGCGACACCGCGCAGGGCCGGCGAGGCGGUGGUCAGGAAGGGGGCGCCGGCGCCGACGGGGACGCGAUCGAGCUGGCCGACCGCUCGCACCGGCAGUGGCCCUUCUUCGGCCACAGCAAGGGCCGCGGGGGCGGCCGCGGCGCGACGUCCAACGUCAACGUCACGGCCGUGGCGGCGGACGGCAGCUCGGCCGUCUUCUACAAGGUGUACAAGAGGCGGUGGUUCGGGCUGAUUCAGCUGACGCUGCUGAACGUCAUUGUCAGCUGGGAUUGGCUCACCUUCUCGCCCGUCUCCUCCCAGUCGGCCGAAUUCUUCAACACGACCGAGACCAACAUCAACUGGCUCAGCACGGCCUUCCUCUUCUCCUUCGUCUUCAUCACGCCGGCGGUCAUCUACGUGCUGCACGAGGGGCCCAAGAUCUCCAUCAUCACCGCCUCGGUCCUCGUCCUCGCGGGCAACUGGAUCCGCUACGGCGGCGUGCGCUCGUCGGGCAGCGGCAACUUUGGCGUCGUCAUGUUUGGCCAGAUCCUGACGGGCCUGGCGCAGCCCUUCGUACUAAGCGCGCCCACGCGCUACUCGGACCUGUGGUUCACCAACCGCGGCCGCGUGGCCGCCACGGCGCUGACCAGCCUGGCGAACCCCUUUGGCGCCGCCCUCGGCCAGCUGAUCGUGCCCAUGUGGGUUUCGACGCCCAAGGACAUCCCCAACAUGGUCCUCUAUGUGUCCAUCAUAUCCUCAGUCUGCUCCAUCCCCUCCUUCUUCGUGCCCAAGGAGCCGCCGACCCCGGUGGCCCCGUCCUCGGAGACGCCCAAGACCAGCCUGCGCGAGUCGGUGCGCAUCCUGUCGACGUCGCUCGAGUUCUGGCUCAUCUUCGUCCCCUUCUCCGUCUACGUCGGCUUCUUCAACUCGGUCUCGAGCCUGCUCAACCAGAUCAUGGGGCCCUACGGCUACUCGGACGACGAGGCCGGCAUCGGCGGCGCCAUGCUCAUCGUCGUCGGCCUCGUCUCGUCGGCCAUCACCUCGCCCAUCCUCGACCGCACCAAGGGCUUCCUCGUCGCCAUCAAGGUCGCCGUGCCCGUCAUCGCCCUCUCCCUGCUCGCCUUUGUGUGGAUGCCCGAGACCAAGGCCUCGGGCGGGCUCGCGGGGCCCUACGUCGUGCUCGCCGCCCUCGGCGCCUCGGCCUUCUCCCUCGUGCCCGUCGCCGUCGAGAUGCUCGUCGAGGUCACGCACCCCAUCAGCCCCGAGGUCACGUCGACGCUCGGCUGGGGCGGCGGCCAGCUGCUGGGCGGCUGCUUCAUCCUCAUCUCGGACGCGCUCAAGGACGGCGGGCCCGCCGCGAGCCCGCCGGGCAACAUGAAGCGGGCGCUCGUCUUCACGGCCGCCGUGGCGCUGGCCGUCGUGCCCCUGCCGCUGUGCCUCGGCCUGUUUGGCCGGCGCGAGCACGUCCGGCUCAGGCGGGUCCGGUCCGACGAGAUGAUGCGGCGGCACCGCGGGGCGGUGGCCGGCGACGAGGCGUCGUGA
Molecule: messenger RNA, 1791 nt
Organism: Thyridium curvatum
Lineage: Eukaryota; Fungi; Ascomycota; Sordariomycetes; Thyridiales; Thyridiaceae
Exons: 3
Coding region: 1-1791 (596 amino acids)
Biological process (GO): transmembrane transport
Cellular component (GO): membrane
Molecular function (GO): transmembrane transporter activity
Source: RefSeq, a predicted model, not a curated record